AAAUAAAUAAAACAGUAUGUAUGACAAGCAUAAUGUGUAGGUUAGGUAAAUUAUAUCCGUUAUUUGUUUUAAGAAAUGAUAGUAAGUCGUGUUCAACAGUUUUGCAUGAAAGCUAUUUUAGUUUCUUCUUUAAUCUUGCAAACGGCAGUAAUUUGUGAACCGAUAAAUGCUUCUGUUUCGCUAGCAGUAGAAGGCAAUGGAUUUCAUAGAUCCUUACAGUACCAAAUAAAUGUUGAUAAUUUGAUAGAAGAGUGUUACGUCUCCAUUUAUUUGAAACUUCCAUCUGAUUUAUAUGUUAAUGUUCACGAAUUAGAUAAUUUAAGAAGACUUGGAGUCAGUACAGCAUGUUCAGAUGGAGAAACUGAUAUUGAAGUGUUUAAAGAGAGAGCAGAAACUCAAAACAUUACUAUUUGUUCAUUGUUAACUAAUAAGCAAUGUACUAUGAAAUUACCAAUUCAUCAGCGUUAUCAGUAUGCCAGUAACAUUAACAAAUAUGUGAAUAUUACAUUACCAAAGCCAAAAUUGCUUAUAGGUUGUAGAAAGAGAAUUACUGAGUAUAGAGUUUCUAAAAUAGACUUAUGUUCUCCAUGUGUAGAAUUUGUACCCAAAUGGAGAGAAAUUUCAUAUGUUAUGUAUACAAAACAUGAAUGGACAAUACCAGUUGGUGAUACAGCUAGUCUAUCCGCAGUAACUUAUAUCACAUUAUUAUUAACAAUCUUAUGUACAAUUUAUCUUAUGCGAACAAUUUGGAGGUCCAUGUCAAGACAACAUCAAAAAGAAGAAUAAUACAGUUGAAAUAUAAUUCUUAUAGAUAUUUUUAUACUAUGAUUUAAUGAUAUAAAAAUUU
Megachile rotundata (alfalfa leafcutting bee) is the source of this 847-nucleotide messenger RNA. Its product is annotated as GPI alpha-1,4-mannosyltransferase I, stabilizing subunit. Gene Ontology annotation, biological process: GPI anchor biosynthetic process. Lineage: Eukaryota; Metazoa; Arthropoda; Insecta; Hymenoptera; Megachilidae. The record is from RefSeq and is a predicted model, not a curated record. Gene Ontology annotation, cellular component: endoplasmic reticulum membrane.